AUGUCGAUGAUAAAACCGAAAACGCCCACCGAUCAGUUCUCUCGCGGUGACGUGGGUACCAAGCUGUUCGGUAUUGGGGAGCUUCGCGACCUGAUUCUGGCGGAGUUGCCACCAAAGGACCUUCUACGAAUGCAGCGGGUAUCACAAGAGUGGUCAGAAACCAUCAAGCAAUUUGGUCGUUGCCUGUUUUUGUCUUCAAUUCAGCCGUCGAAGUCUCAUUGGAUCGCCAAUACAACUGGAAGCUCGAUACCGGGACAAAACAAUAUCACCUCUUUCGACUGGAGCAGCGGCAGCCAAGUCGAUGCUGCCGACCUCUCUUUCAUCAUGCUGGAACAUCUCAAGAAAAAAGGCGAUAGUGUAGUCCGAUUUCCGGCUGUCCUAAACACAAUGGUCGUUCGCAACGAGACGACGAUAGCCGAGCACGACAGCAUCUUCCACCGCGCUGGCCCUUCGAAGCUGGUUCUCUCGUUCAUUUUGGACCCUGAACAUGCCUGGUUGGAGAGUAAGGGCAUAAGGCCCAGUUUCAUCGACAUGUUCAUUAGCCAACCUGCAAUCGUUAAAACGGAGGUGCAUUGGGCGCUAAAGAGUAGUCCUCCUCGUUGGAUCACCGACGUGGUUCGCCGAAAAGACGGUAUUCGAGUAAUAGAUAUUCUCGAAUGCUCGCGCUCUCACAACUGCACCAUCGAUUGGCCCCGUACCGAACUUUGGGUGGCGGGCUAUGUGGCAGUGAGCUGGGAGGAAUACACCAUGGGCAUUGAAGGAGCCGUCUGGCGCUGCGAAGAUGGGACUGUUUCUUGA
Messenger RNA from Zasmidium cellare ATCC 36951, 798 nucleotides. RefSeq lists its product as uncharacterized. The coding region runs from base 1 to 798 and encodes 265 amino acids. The record is from RefSeq and is a predicted model, not a curated record. The transcript has a single exon. Lineage: Eukaryota; Fungi; Ascomycota; Dothideomycetes; Mycosphaerellales; Mycosphaerellaceae.